Molecule: messenger RNA, 1457 nt
Organism: Dendrobium catenatum
Lineage: Eukaryota; Viridiplantae; Streptophyta; Magnoliopsida; Asparagales; Orchidaceae
Product: cinnamoyl-CoA reductase 2
Exons: 4
Coding region: 201-1208 (335 amino acids)
Molecular function (GO): oxidoreductase activity, acting on the CH-OH group of donors, NAD or NADP as acceptor
Source: RefSeq, a predicted model, not a curated record
AACAAACAGCGGCAGUCCCGCAACUGAGCUCAGCAGCAUCUUCCCAAAUCUAGAGAUCAGUCCCGCAACUGAACCCGCGUCGCCGUCGCAACUGAGCUCUCCGAUGUUCUUAUCGUCUUCCAACCUCCUUAAAUCCCAAUUCUCCUGGUUCUUUGAAGGUAAUCUACAGAAGGCCCGUAGUCGAAGUUGUUGAAGAAGAGAUGGCGAUCGAUGCUCCAGGGAGUGAGAAGCGGGUGUGCGUCACCGGCGGCAACGGCUUCAUCGGAUCCUGGCUUGUGCGAGCCCUCCUCGAGAAGGAUUACGCGGUUACCGUCACCUUCCAGCCCGGCACCGACCCCUCUCACCUCCUCGCAUUCCCCGGCGCCGACGAAGGCCGCCUUCAUCUCAAGGAAGCCGAUCUCCUCGAUGCGGCUGCCAUCGCCAACGCGGUGGAUGGGUGCCGUGCGGGAGUGUUCCAUGUGGCGUCUCCCUGCUCCCUGGAGGACCCGCGCGAUCCGGAACGGGAGCUGCUGAUGCCGGCUGUGGCUGGGACGCUUAACGUGCUGGAGGCAGCGCGGGCCGCCGGAUCUCGUCGGGUGGUGCUUACGUCUUCCAUUUCGGCCAUGGUGCCAAACCCUAGAUGGGCCACCGACCGACCUGGACGUCCCGUAGACGAGGAGUGCUGGACCGAUCUGGAUUACUGCAAAACUCGCCAGAAAUGGUAUCCAGUGUCUAAGACAAUGGCAGAGAAGAGAGCUUGGGAAUAUGCCGAAAAUCAUGGACUAGAAAUUGUAGCAAUCAAUCCCUCCACAUGCCUUGGCCCCCUGUUGCAGCCUGGUCUGAAUGCUAGCUCAGCAGUUCUUCAACAACUCUUACAAGGUUCAAAGGAUACUCAAGAGUAUCACUGGCUGGGCUGUGUGCAUGUGGGCGAUGUUGCUGCCGCUCAAGUCUUGCUACUGGAGACACCAAAUGCCUAUGGAAGGUACCUUUGCACCAAUGGGAUAUAUCAGUUUAAGGAUUUCGCUGAAGCUGUAGCUCGGCUCUGCCCCGAAUAUGGCGUCCAUAGGUUUGAGGAAGAGACACAACCUGGUCUUGUCGCAUGUGAGGCUGCAGCUAAGAGACUGAUUGAACUUGGGAUGGUCUUCACUCCAAUCGAAGAGGCAAUCAAAGAAUCUGUGGCAAGCAUGAAAGCAAAGGGAUUUCUAGGUCAGUCUAACCUGCAAUCUUAGGUUUCGUUUGGGACGGUUUUUUUACUGUUUUUUAAAGCUGUUUUUAAGUAAAAAAAUUUGUACUGAAAAAUUGCUUUAAAAAGUAAUAAAAAAGUCAUCCCAAACAAAACCUGAGUUGAACUUGAUUCUCUUUCAUGAACAAAAUCUUUAGCUGUAAUAUGCUACCAUGUAAUUAGGAGGAAUGUCUUCCAACUACAUAGAUUUUUGCUUAUUUUGAAUAUAAAUUUAAAAUCAUGAUUUAUAUAUAAA